Impatiens glandulifera is the source of this 1107-nucleotide messenger RNA. RefSeq lists its product as uncharacterized. The coding region runs from base 84 to 908 and encodes 274 amino acids. The transcript has 6 exons. The record is from RefSeq and is a predicted model, not a curated record. NCBI's taxonomy places the organism in Eukaryota, Viridiplantae, Streptophyta, Magnoliopsida, Ericales, Balsaminaceae.
UCAAAGUUCAAAGUUUCGGCAACAACCAGGAACCAAGUCAAAUAGAGCCAAAAUCAGAACCCUAGAGAGAGAAAGAGAAAGGGAUGGGGGGACACAAUCCAAUAGAGGUCGCGAAGACGGUUAUGGAGGUUGCGGACGUGGCUUGGAUGGCCGUAGAACGUUGCCAGCAUCACCAUCUCCACCAUAACCAACCCGAGGAUUGCGGUGACCGAAAUCACGUAUCAUCGGAGGAAGGAGAACAGGCAGAAUUAGAGUCCAUGAGGUCGGAGAAUCGCCGGCUGCGGAACUUGCUCAAGCAGAACCUCAAGCUCCUUCAAAACCUAUCUGAAGCUCAAUUUCUUCAAGAUUGUCCUCCCGAUCUGCAUGCUCGCCUACCAGCUACUGUCAAUUCUGAUAAAUUCACCACACAACUUAAAUCCCAAAAACGCGAGCUGAUUGAUGGAACUGGUGCUAUGUUUCCUUUUAAGGAAGCUUCAGGAUCUGAUAUAGAGUCUGCUGAAGUAUUAAUCAAAAUUGACCUUGAUGAACCUAGUUGGUGGGUUUGGGUCACUGAUGAAAUGGUCCCUAGUAAUGUUGAAGAACUGAGUGGAAUAGAUGACGAAAACUAUGUAGUUGUUACCCAGGAGCAUGUCGUGGAUGGGGUUGCAAAUUUCAUGGCUAGAUGUAUUUUGUCAAAUCCAAAAACUCAAAAAAUGUCACCUGAGGAGCUGCAGAAAAGUCUGAACCAUGCAUUGGGUGGUAUGAACAAGGUGGAGACGAUGUUACAUAUUUGGCAUGCAGGGAAGACGUUUUAUGCUUUAUCCAGUUGGGGGCUUACUUUAUUUGGACUUUAUAAGAGCCGCAGCAUAUUGAAACUUGCAGCCAAUGGAGUUCACACAACAGGCAAAUUUGUUCUCAAAGCCCUUUGAUGAACAAAUAAAAAUCUCACAAAAUGUAAAUAUUUAUCUGAUAUUUGUUUAUUUCUGUACAGAUAUUUCUCCCAAGUUGGUUGUGUUCCACUGUGUGUGUGUGUGUGACAAAUUAUUUUGUUUAAAUUUUAAAUUAGACAAUGUGAUUUCUGAUUUUCUUCACAUUUCACAAGAUAACUAGUAAUGGAAUUUGCUACCA